ACAAGAAUCUUCUCCUGGGAAAGUAGCAUAAUCAUCACGUUCGUUCUAUCUUUCCCUGGCCGCUCAACUCUCUGGAGCAGGUUUUAUCAUGUCCCAGGCACAGGCAUCAGGAGUAGAUCCCACCAAGAUGGGUGUCGGACGGGCAAUUGCCGUCCUGACAUCAGGAGGUGAUGCUCAAGGAAUGAAUGCUGCAGUGAGGGCUACAGUCAGAGUUGGCCUGUACACGGGAGCUAAAGUCUUCUUCGUUCAUGAGGGCUACCAGGGGCUGGUUGAUGGGGGUGAUAAUAUUCGCCCAGCUACAUGGGAGAGCGUGUCCAUGAUGCUCCAGUUGGGGGGCACGGUCAUCGGCAGUGCUCGUUGUAAAGAUUUCCAGACAAAGGAGGGCCGCAUAAAGGCUGCAUACAACCUGGUCAAAAGGGGCAUCACUAACCUGUGUGUUAUUGGUGGAGAUGGGAGUUUGACUGGAGCCAAUCAGUUCCGCACAGAGUGGAGUGAAUUGUUGGGUCACCUGGUUAGUACGGGCAAGAUCACUAAAGCGGAGGCCCAGUCAGCGUCUCAUCUUAACAUCGUCGGCAUGGUUGGAUCCAUCGAUAAUGACUUCUGCGGGACAGACAUGACCAUCGGCACAGACUCCGCUCUUCAUCGCAUCAUGGAGGUGGUGGACAGCAUCACUACUACAGCUCAGAGUCACCAGCGUGCCUUCAUUCUAGAAGUCAUGGGAAGGCAUUGUGGUUACCUAGCCCUGGUUACUGCAUUGGCAUGUGGUGCUGAUUGGGUGUUUAUUCCAGAGAUGCCCCCAGAUGAUGGCUGGGAAGAACACUUGUGCAGGAGGCUGAUGGAUACCAGAAACAGAGGAUCUCGUCUGAAUGUGAUCAUUGUGGCUGAGGGAGCCAUGGAUCGGACUGGCAAGCCCAUUACUUGUGAUCAGGUCAAAGAGUUAGUGUCCAAGAAGCUGGGCUAUGACACUCGUGCCACUAUCCUGGGCCAUGUACAGCGAGGAGGCACUCCUUCAGCCUUUGACAGGAUCCUGGGCAGCAGGAUGGGUGUGGAGGCUGUGAUGGCCCUGCUGGAGGCCACUCCUGACACCCCAGCCUGUGUGGUCUCGCUCUCGGGGAAUCAAGCAGUCAGACUGCCCCUGAUGGAGUGUGUGCAAGUGACCAAGGAUGUUACCGUUGCUAUGAAAGAGGGCAGAUAUGAGGAUGCUUUGAAACUCAGAGGAAGGAGCUUUGAGAAUAACUGGAACACGUACAAGCUGCUCGCCCAUGUACAUAUCCCCGAAGUCAAAAGUAACAUUAAUGUGGCCAUUCUGAAUGUGGGUGCGCCCUGUUCAGGCAUGAAUGCAGCUGUGCGAGCUGCAAUCAGGAUUGGCAUCCUGCAAGGCCACAGCAUGCUGGCAGUGCAUGAUGGCUUCGAGGGCUUGGCCCAAGGAAAGAUUGAACCUAUGUCUUGGAACAGUGUUGGCGGCUGGACAGGGAAAGGAGGCUCUGUUUUGGGAACCAAAAGAACUCUUCCAGCAAAGUACAUAGAAGACAUAAGCACGAACAUUGCCAAGUACAACAUUCACAGUCUGGUGAUUAUAGGAGGUUUUGAGGCGUUCUCAGGUGGUCUGGAGCUGGUCCAAGCCAGAGAGAAGUAUGAGGAGUUGUGUAUCCCCAUGGUAGUUAUUCCAGCUACCGUCUCAAACAAUGUUCCUGGAUCAGACUUCAGCAUUGGAGCCGAUACUGCCCUGAACACCAUCACCACGACCUGUGACAGGAUCAAGCAGUCAGCUGCUGGCACUAAACGCCGUGUGUUCAUCAUUGAGACUAUGGGGGGUUACUGCGGUUACCUGGCCACCAUGUCAGGCCUUGCUGCAGGUGCUGAUGCUGCCUACAUCUACGAAGAGAAAUUCGGCAUUCGUGAUUUGGAGACCAAUGUAGAGCAUCUUGUAGAGAAAAUGAAGACGACAGUUAAGAGAGGCCUGAUUCUCAGAAAUGAGAACAGUAACGCCAACUACACAACUGACUUUAUCUUCAACCUGUACUCAGAGGAAGGAAAGGGAGUCUUUGACUGCCGUAAGAAUGUCCUUGGACACAUGCAGCAGGGUGGUACUCCAACUCCAUUUGACAGAAACUUUGCCACUAAGAUGGGUGCUAAGGCUGUUCUCUGGCUAACUGAGAAGUUGAAGGAGUGUUACAGACACGGGCGAAUCUUUGCCAACACCCCAGACUCAGCGUGUGUGUUAGGCAUGAGAAAGAGAGGACUGAUGCUCCAGGCCUUGGGAGAGCUCAAGGAGCAGACUGAUUUUGAACACCGUAUUCCAAAGGAUCAGUGGUGGCUGAAGUUGAGGCCCAUUCUCAAAAUCUUGGCCAAGUACAAGAUAAAUUUGGACACCACGGAGCAUGCUCACAUGGAGCAUGUUAUCAGCAAGAGAGCUCCAAUCUCAUUGUCUGGUAAAACGUUAUAAGGACUGAGAAUGGAGAAGUACAAAAUACAUUACAUGGUUGCAAAGUGAUUUAUUAUGCUGUAUUAUAAGUUAUUGAUAAUCUACAAUUGACAAAUUAAUAAACUAUUCAUUAAAUGUUUAUUACUACUAUGUAAAACAAAUGAAAUAUUAAUGUGUUAAAGUGUUACUGAAUAUACUGUUGUCUGAUAGUUUAGUUUGUCAAGACUUACCCAUUUAUUUGCUCAUUAACUUUUUAACUCAUUAUAACAUCCAGUUGGUGGUGGUUAGUGAGUAUAUAAACUAUUAAGUAUUGAUAAACCUACUCAGUAACCCAUUACUAAAUACUUGAUAUUAAUUAAUAGAUAAUGAACAGUUGACUAAUAUAUAAUUCAAUUAUGGAGAAUCAAUGAUUUGCCAACAGCAUACAUUAUUAAUAUGUAACCUUAAUGUAAAUUGUUAUCAGAAGGACUAAUAUAGAAAUUAAACUUAUUUACUGUCUGAUCUGUCAGUAAUCUUUAUAGUUGUGUUGGUCUUUUCCUCUUAUUUGCCUUCCCUUUUGUUUUACUCUGCUGUUAUGUUCAUAGGACCUGUGCUGUUAGCAAUUUAUGAAAUAUCAAAUUAAAGCAGACAUCCAAAAACACAA
Pangasianodon hypophthalmus (striped catfish) is the source of this 3068-nucleotide messenger RNA. It is a transcript of the gene pfkma, whose product is annotated as phosphofructokinase, muscle a. Bases 89 to 2446 code for a protein of 785 amino acids. The transcript has 22 exons. Gene Ontology annotation, molecular function: 6-phosphofructokinase activity; fructose-6-phosphate binding; monosaccharide binding. The record is from RefSeq and is a predicted model, not a curated record. Gene Ontology annotation, cellular component: membrane; 6-phosphofructokinase complex; cytoplasm. Gene Ontology annotation, biological process: fructose 1,6-bisphosphate metabolic process; canonical glycolysis; fructose 6-phosphate metabolic process. Lineage: Eukaryota; Metazoa; Chordata; Actinopteri; Siluriformes; Pangasiidae.